Hirundo rustica (Barn swallow) is the source of this 1286-nucleotide messenger RNA. Its product is annotated as dual oxidase maturation factor 1-like. The transcript is spliced from 7 exons. Gene Ontology annotation, biological process: protein transport. NCBI's taxonomy places the organism in Eukaryota, Metazoa, Chordata, Aves, Passeriformes, Hirundinidae. The record is from RefSeq and is a predicted model, not a curated record. Gene Ontology annotation, cellular component: endoplasmic reticulum membrane. The coding region runs from base 122 to 1099 and encodes 325 amino acids.
AGGCGGGCAGGCAGCAUCCCGGCUCAUCCCGGCGCUUCCCGACUCAUCCCGGCGCUUCCCGGAGCAUCCCGGUGCGCGCUGCAGCUCCCAGCCGGGGACUGGCUGCAGCCGAGGCAGCAAGAUGACACUGUGGAAUGGCUCCUACCCCUUCUACCCUGGAGCCAAUGCCUGCUUCCCCUUUGACACCACCCGGGCUGUCAUUGUCACCAUAUUCCUCUCCAUGCUGGUCACAUCCAUCAUCAUCCUGCCAGGGAUCCGGGGCAGGGGGAGACUCUUCUGGUUCCUGCGGCUGGUGUUGGGACUCUUCAUGGGAGCAGUGAUCCUCACUGUCCAGUUCACAGGGGACUGGGAGACUGGCUGGGUGCAGGCAAACACCUCCUACAAGUCCUUCAGCCACGUCCAGGUGAGCGCGGACAUCGGGCUGCACAUCGGCCUGGCGGGGGUGAACGUCACGCUCCGGGGAAACCCAGUGAACCAGAUCAACGAGACCAUCAACUACAACGAGCACUUUCCCUGGAGCUUCGGGGCGGAUUAUGACCGCAGCUACAGCGAGGGGCUGGAGAAGGGGCUGCCCAGCCCCAUCCUGUACGUGGCAGAGAAGUUCAGCACGCAGAGCCCCUGCGCCGUGCACAGGCAGUACCGCAUCGCCGGCCACUACGCCUCAGCCACGCUCUGGCUGGCCUUUUGCACAUGGCUCAUUUCCAUCCUGCUCUUCUCCAUGUCCAUCCUGCUCUAUGGUGGCCACAUGCUUCUGCUCACAGCUGCUCUGAUCUUCUUCUCACUGCUCUUCUUCUCCACCACAAGAAACACCCCGAAGUGCCCCAUCCAGUUUGGCUUGGUGUCCUUGAGAACAGGCUAUGGUGAAUCCUUUUGGCUCACAUUAGCAGCAGGGCUGCUGUGCCUGCUCCUGGGGCUGGCCAUCGCCGUUCUCAACGCUGUGCAGCCAGAGAGGCUGAAGCUCAUCUUUAGCCUGGACAAGAGCAGCGAAGAGGAGGUGUGGGACAAGUCCUGCCUGCCAGCUGAGCCCAGCUGCUCUGCACAGGAUGGGCUCAUGGUGCCCCUCGGCGAGCUCUGCCACGUGACAGGCACCAAGCUCUGAGGCAGGGCGAGAGAUGCUGCUCCCGAAUUCACCAAAUCCACCAGGAGCCCAGGUGGGAAGAGACGUGACAAGAACCAAGUGAUGAGAAUACCCAGAUCUGAAAAAGUGUCUCACAUACAAGAGUUUACUUUUUUUUUUUUUCUUCUCUCUGUUUUACUGCCCUCCCCCUCGGUCCAUCCCAACAAAC